AUUUCCUUCUAUUGUAUUUGAAUCGUGAUCAGGAAAAAGGAAAUGAAACCAGAGACCCGGGGCUGAGCCACGGAGUAAUAAUAAUAAUAGUGAUGCUGAUCUCCCCAUUUACAACGCAUCCACCCGGCUCCAGAGCAUGGUCAGAGCUGCCCGGGCAGGGAGCCUGAGCGGAGCGCCGGGAGCUCCGGGCUGAGGCAGCGGUGGCAGCCGAGGCGGCCGCGUCCCAGCCGGGGGAGCCGGAGCCGGAGCGGCCGGAGCCGGAGCGGCCGCGGCCGCGGGAGCUGCUCCGCGGGCCGGCGCGCAGGAGGAGCGCGGCGGGGAUGGGAGGAGGAAAUCCUGUGAAUGUCAUUGGGGGGCGGAGGGGGAACUCAGCUGGUGAAAAGGCUUCGAGAGCAGACAGCCUGUGCGGGGGCAGCGGGGGCAGAUCCCACCACAGGCACGCUACAAAGGAACAAUCCCUGCCAAUGUCAUCGGCCAUCGAGAGGAAAAGCCUCGAUCCUUCCGAGGAGCCAGUGGAUGAAGUCCUCCAGAUUCCCCCUUCGCUGCUGACAUGUGGCGGCUGCCAGCAGAACAUCGGGGACCGCUAUUUCCUGAAAGCCAUCGAUCAGUACUGGCACGAAGACUGCCUCAGCUGUGACCUGUGUGGGUGCAGGCUCGGAGAGGUGGGCAGGCGGUUGUAUUACAAGCUGGGCAGAAAGCUCUGCAGAAGGGACUAUCUCAGGCUCUUUGGCCAGGAUGGCCUCUGCGCCUCCUGCGACAAGCGAAUCCGGGCUUAUGAGAUGACCAUGCGGGUGAAGGACAAAGUGUAUCACCUUGAAUGCUUCAAAUGUGCUGCCUGCCAGAAACAUUUCUGUGUUGGGGACAGAUACCUCCUCAUCAACUCGGACAUAGUAUGCGAACAGGACAUCUAUGAGUGGACUAAGAUAAAUGGAAUGAUCUAGCAAAGACAUGCCUCAUAGUCUAUAAAAGACAUCUCACGGGCAACACCGAUGCAUAGCUGCAGUGAGGAGAUCAUCAAUUGAGCUAUGGGCUUUGUCUAAAAUGGGGGGAAAAUACCACGGAGUCAACCCCUUGCAGGCAGUGCUACAUAGAAUCUAAACUACAUAUAGGCAAAGAAGAGAGACUGAAGCAAUAGUAGAUAGACUGACUUCUAUUAACAAAGGCGUAUGGACAAUAACUGACAUCAGCCAUGUAGGCGAGAGUUGGGAAACAAACACAACGCGAUAAUGAAUUCUUGUAACUGGAAAAGAGUAGGGACUUCUGUAAAGAGAUGUUAUGACUUUGUCACCUGCAGACUAGGAUUGUGCAAUUGAAUUUUCUUUUUGUCUUGUUUUAGUUACUGAGUUUAGAGGACAGCUCCUAACGUAGACAUGAGGGAGAAUACUGGAAGAAAAGGGCCAUCACUUAUGUGGUCAUUCUAUAUGGCCUUACACUUCGGGUAGAAGAAAAAGUGGGAAGAGGGUGGGGGUUAUUUUUGCAUGGAUUUUUUUUUUUCCUUUGAGAAUGAAAAGUGCAUCCUCUAGUCCCAAACUCUUCUUUAAAAAAAAUCCUGCUGAAUAGUUCUUUUCAGGCACUGCUGUUUCAAGAUGAGAUGUUCCACAUAUCAUUUCUAUACAAAUAUAAAUCUAAAGAGUUGUUCAACUAUUUUAUUAACUUAGAUUAUAUCAAUAAAAUAUUUGUUGUGUGUAGUAAGACUCUGCAGCUUUAAUAAAAAUAACA
This is a messenger RNA of Tyto alba (common barn owl), 1719 nucleotides long. It is a transcript of the gene LMO2, whose product is annotated as LIM domain only 2. Bases 321 to 941 code for a protein of 206 amino acids. The transcript is spliced from 4 exons. NCBI's taxonomy places the organism in Eukaryota, Metazoa, Chordata, Aves, Strigiformes, Tytonidae. Gene Ontology annotation, biological process: positive regulation of transcription by RNA polymerase II. Gene Ontology annotation, cellular component: nucleus. Gene Ontology annotation, molecular function: transcription coactivator activity; DNA-binding transcription factor binding. The record is from RefSeq and is a predicted model, not a curated record.